UUAUGCAUAGGUUAGCGUACAUCAAAGCAUUAUUAUGCAUGCUAAAUCGUCUAAUUUGAAUUAUUUAGGUUACAGCUACCAGAAAGCGAGACUGUACAGGUCAAUACAGCACAGUAAUCAACACUGGUCUCAGCAACUCCGCAGAUAAUUUCAUUGGAACAUAUGCUGAGAUUGAGCUCGUCACCACCAGCUCAGCCCUCCCACCACCACCAAUGACAGGGGAGACUGUCCAGUACUCUAGACCCAGAGAAAAGCAGCCAUGUUGUCAGACACCACAGGAGCCGGUUCAAGGCGAGGUCGUCUCUAACGAUGGAAGAUCACAGGGUCAAGGGGAGCAGGAGGGGAACAAUGAGGAGCCCACUCAUCUGCACCCCCUUGACAAGGGUAUCAGUGUUCACUUAAUCCUGCUCCAACUGAGGACUGUACAGUCGUGUUGGCGUGCUCUGGGUGAGGCUGCUGGACUGGAGAGGGGACUAUGGACAUGGUGGGUGUGACCUUACCAUGUAUACAAACGAACAGAGCACCACUACAUCAGUUGGUAGAGCGCUCG
Molecule: messenger RNA, 550 nt
Organism: Geodia barretti
Lineage: Eukaryota; Metazoa; Porifera; Demospongiae; Tetractinellida; Geodiidae
Source: the annotation of a GenBank genome assembly